This is a messenger RNA of Neltuma alba, 2214 nucleotides long. RefSeq names its product clathrin coat assembly protein AP180-like. Gene Ontology annotation, molecular function: 1-phosphatidylinositol binding; clathrin heavy chain binding; SNARE binding. Bases 1 to 2214 code for a protein of 737 amino acids. Gene Ontology annotation, cellular component: clathrin-coated vesicle; clathrin-coated pit. Lineage: Eukaryota; Viridiplantae; Streptophyta; Magnoliopsida; Fabales; Fabaceae. Gene Ontology annotation, biological process: clathrin-dependent endocytosis; clathrin coat assembly; vesicle budding from membrane. The record is from RefSeq and is a predicted model, not a curated record. The transcript has a single exon.
AUGCCAAGCAAACCUAGAAAGGCCAUUGGUGCAGUAAAAGAUCAAACUAGCCUAAGUCUCGCCAAGGUAACAAAUGCAGCAAAUCUUGAAGUCGUCAUCCUCAAAGCCACAACACAUGAUGAGAUUCCCAUUGAAGGACGUUAUGUUAAUGAAAUUGUGAGUCUCAUAUCAUCCAACAAAGUUUAUGCAGCUGUAUGUGCCCAAUCUAUUGGCAAACGUAUUGGGAAAACAAGAAAUUGGGUGGUCGCCUUGAAAUCUCUCAUGAUCAUUCUCAGAAUUUUCCAGGAUGGUGAUCCAUAUUUUCCUAGAGAAAUCUUGCAUGCAAUGAGACGAGGCUCAAGAAUCCUGAAUCUUUCAGGAUUUAGAGAUGAUUCAAGUUCUAGUCCAUGGGAAUUCACUGCUUUUGUUAGAUUAAUGGCUCUGUAUCUUGAUGAGCGCUUAGAUUGCUUCCUAACAGGGAAGCUUCAACAAAGAAUCACCUUCAAGAAUCAUCAAAACCCUUUCAAGAAUCACAAGAUGUUCAACGAUACUGCGGGAAUAAUCAAAGACAUGAAGCCAUCAAUGCUUCUUGACAAGAUUACUUUUUGCCAACGCUUGUUGGACAGAGCUAUGGGGACCAGACCAACUGGGGAAGCCAAAACAAAUCAUUUGGUUCAAAUCUCUCUAUACGCUGUCGUUCAGGAGACUUUUGAUCUCUAUAGGGAUAUCUCUAAUGGUCUUUCUGUUAUUCUAGAUAGCUUCUUCAAAUUACCAUACAAGGCAUGUGUCUCUGCAUUUCAAGCCUGCGUGAAAUCUUGCAAGCAGUUUGAUGAGUUAAGUGAUUUUUAUUCAUUUUGUUUAAGCAUUGGGGUUGGUAGGAGCAGUGAGUAUCCGAAAGUACAGAAAAUAUCAGAAGAACUCAUGGAGACUUUGCAAGAGUUCUUAAAGGACCAAGCAACAAGUAGCACUAACAUUAAUCUCAGUGAUCACAAUCAUCAUCGUGCUCAAUCUUCUUCUUCUUCUUCACAGUACUCACCCCUCUCAAAACACUUGUUUGUUUCUGCAUUAAGGGAAAGUUCAGGAGUUCAUUUUGAAGGGUAUGAGAGAUAUGGGACACCAGAGAGUUCCUUUAAGACAGCGUCUGAAAAUGCAUCAUCUCAUUGUACAUCUUUGGAGGAUUUAAUGAUUGCUACUGAUGCUGGGAUUUUGACACCAAGGAGAUUUGAGAUAGAUUAUGGUGAUGAUCAAGAAGAUGAGAAGCAAUCAGAUAAAAAUGAUGAUUCAUCUAGUGCUUAUGAGCCAUGUUCGAACCAUUCUUAUACUAAUGAUCAAGCAACGGGGUCAAGUUUAGACCUUGUCAGUCUUGAUGAUGUGCAAAACGAAGGAGACAAAGAAAAACAUGAAAAUAUUUUUGUAAGUAAUAAUAAUACUAAUGGUAAUGUGUCCCAAGAUUGCUGGGAGUUAGUUUUCGCAGAGACAGCAACUAGCACUACAACAGAGAAAGCACCAGCAGAUUAUAAUAAUGCCAUUGUUUCUUUGCUUAAUCAAUCUGAUUCAGUAGUGCCUCAUCAACAGUACAAUCCUUUUCUGGAAUUGGAUGAUACAACUGUUUCUCCUUUUACCAAUGCUAUAGAUCAAACACAGACAAGUUUAAUUGAUAUCUUUGAUGUGAAUCAAAAUCCUAGUGAUCAAACAGUAAUGGUACCAAACUUCACUGCUCAAAGUUCUAGUUUUGACGUGGAUUUGACAUCAACUUUGGGUGACUUGAAUUCAAACACUUCAUGUGCAAUGCCAACGAGCUCUAGUUUGGAAGAUCUUACGGAGAAUAGCAUGGCUUUGGUACCUUCUUCUCAAGAAAAUAAUCGUGGGAUGAAUUCUACUUCAAUCUUUCAUUCUCAAGGUUCAUUCAAGAUUAGUCCAAAUUCAACUUGUGGAAGAAAAACAUCAAUCUUUCCUUCUCAAGUUCCAUUCAUGACCAAUUCAGCAUUAGCAUCCCAAAGUUAUGAGUUGUAUCAAACAAGUAUGGCACCAACUUUUAAUUCUCAAGAUUUGUUUAAGAUUAGUUCAAUAUCAUCUUUUCAAGGUGAUCAUGAUGCAUAUCAGAUGAUUACAAGACCAACUUUCAGUUCUCAAAACUCAUUCAAGUUUGGUUCAACAUCAACUUCUCAAAGCCAUGAUGGUUCAUCAAACCAGAACAGCACCAACCUUUUCUUCUCAAGGUUCAUUCAAGCUUAG